Messenger RNA from Bombus impatiens (common eastern bumble bee), 2646 nucleotides. It is a transcript of the gene Adss, whose product is annotated as adenylosuccinate synthetase. Gene Ontology annotation, biological process: IMP metabolic process; 'de novo' AMP biosynthetic process. Gene Ontology annotation, cellular component: cytoplasm. The coding region runs from base 127 to 1479 and encodes 450 amino acids. Gene Ontology annotation, molecular function: adenylosuccinate synthase activity; GTP binding. Lineage: Eukaryota; Metazoa; Arthropoda; Insecta; Hymenoptera; Apidae. The record is from RefSeq and is a predicted model, not a curated record. The transcript is spliced from 6 exons.
CAAACUCUUCUAUCACUAGUAGACUACCAGUCUAUGUUUCAGCAGUCGCGCGACGGUUUUCGAGGUGUGUGCGUGCGCGCGUAAUUUGUUCAGUUGCUCGGGAAGUUACGAAUAUAGUACCCGAAAAUGCAGCGUUCCGUUCAACAAGCAAAUGGAGAUGGUGUUCUUGCAUCACCGAGGAAAAAGCAACGUGUGUCGAAUACUAACACAGCCAAAGUUACUGUUGUUCUUGGAGCACAAUGGGGCGACGAAGGUAAAGGCAAGGUCGUCGAUAUGCUUGCUAUGGAUGCUGACGUCGUCUGCAGGUGUCAGGGAGGAAGCAAUGCCGGGCAUACAGUAGUAGUAGACGGUGCGGAGUUCCACUUCCAUCUUCUACCCAGUGGAAUAAUCAAUCCUAGAUGCACUUCGCUUAUAGGAAACGGAGUAGUAAUACACCUACCGGGUCUUUUUGAGGAAUUAGAAAGCAAUGAAGCGAAAGGUUUAAAAAAUUGGCAGGAGCGAUUGAUAAUCUCUGAUCGUGCGCAUAUAGUAUUUGAUUUUCAUCAGCAAGUCGAUGGCCUCCAAGAAUUAGAAAAAGGUACGCAGUCCCUGGGUACUACUAAAAAAGGAAUUGGUCCAACGUAUUCAAGCAAAGCUGCUAGAAAUGGACUUAGAAUCGGUGAUCUUCUCGGCGACUUCGACAAAUUCUCACAAAAGUUUGAUGCGCUGAUUACCUCGUAUCAAAAAAUGUUUCCAGCACUUCAGGUCGACGUGAAAGCAGAGCUUCAGCGGUAUAAAGACUAUGCAGAAAGAAUAAGACCACUAGUGAAAGAAACAGUUCAGUAUUUACAUCAAGCAUUACGCGAAGGAAAAAAAGUAUUAGUAGAAGGUGCAAAUGCUGCAAUGUUAGACAUAGACUUUGGUACAUAUCCCUAUGUUACGAGUUCUAACUGCAGUAUAGGUGGUGUUUGUACCGGUCUUGGAUUAUCGCCGUCUUAUAUCGGAGAAGUUGUCGGUGUUGUUAAAGCGUAUACCACAAGAGUUGGUGAUGGUCCAUUUCCUACUGAACUUUUGAAUGCUACAGGCGAACUUUUACAAAAAAGAGGACACGAAUUUGGUGUUACGACAAAUAGGAAGAGGCGUUGUGGUUGGCUAGAUUUAACUCUUCUUAAAUUCACCGCCUUGGUUAAUGGAUAUACGUCAAUAUGUCUUACGAAAUUAGAUAUUCUAGAUACACUUCCAAAAAUUCAAGUCGGCAUAGGUUAUCGAUUAAAUGGAAAAGAAAUUGACUAUUUUCCAAGUAGCACCUCUGAUUUAGCAAAAGUAGAAGUAAUUUACGAGACUCUCGAUGGUUGGGAAUCAGAGACAGAGGGUGUACGUUCCUUGGAAAAGCUACCUCCUAAUGCAAAAAAAUAUAUACAAUUAAUAGAAGAACAUCUUGGCGUGCCAGUUAAAUGGAUUGGAGUGGGAGCAGGCCGAGAAAGUGUAAUUACACUUUGACGUUACACAUAUUGGUUACAACCAUGGAAAUAUAUUUAUUUGUGUAGGAUCAGUGGAUUGGGCGAAUGAACGUGUGAAGUCUUUAUUAAAUAAAAUGGAUAUACUUAACAUUUCUUUACAAUCACGACGCUUAACACAACGCAAAGACUUUAAUACAACACAUUGACGACAUGAAUUUUUCGACAAUGCAUGAGCGAUUCUCUCGCUUUGUAAUCGGACCACAUUCAUAGUGACAUCAUACAUACAACACACAUUUUCAUCACGUAUAGCCUUUACGUGAUCCCAUACAUGUCUCGUGUACAUUUUAGGAAUUACUCUGUACUUGCGAUCGACACUCUGGUCUAAUGCAGUAUCUUCAUUCAAUAUCUUUCACUUGGCCUUCAAUUACCCAUCAUCCACUCCAUUCUCAGAUACAAUCGAAUCCCACCUAUAUAUGUCGUACCCUAUAUUUAACCAUUUUGCCUUACCCUUAGGUUAAACAUUUUUACUUGCAUUAUGAUUCUCAUACUUAAUGUAUGGUUUCGUAUGAUCCUCUAUCGUCAAAACAUUGAGAACUUGAUUUCCUAUCUUACAUAUAAUAAGUUUAUUGUUUCGUAAUUCGUUGGUUAGUACAUACGUAUCUAAAAAUUUCGGACCAGAUUUUUGUCCCAAUGCCAAUUGUGUUCUUUGUGUUGCACCUAAGACAUCGAAUUUAUAUGGCUUAUGUUUUUUCCCCUUUAUAUUCUAAAUUUUCUUAUUUUAUUCGUAUAUCUCUAGAAUUAUUUCCUCGGGUGUUUCCAAUUCAUCACGACUUUCUUGAUAUAUAUUAUCUUAAUCUUCUACAAUCAGAUCUUGUAACAAUGUAUCUUACAUCAAACAUUUUGCGAAUAGCGUGACUUCUGGUAUAUUUAGUUGGCGUAAAAUUGAAUCUUUGUGCCAAACUUAGAUAUUUAUACCACUGUUCAGGAUUAUUAAUGUAAUAAGUAAGAGUAUUACCAUUUUGUGUACUUACGCUAUGCGGCCGUUACUUUGAAGCACUCCCGUAGCUAUUGUUAAAAAAUUUAUCAAAAAGCAUCAGAGAUGAAAGCAGUAAUCCUAUCGGGUUUAAUUCGCGCGCUUUAAAUAAAUUAUAACCGAAUUAGUUGAUUGAGUUAGAACCAGACAAAAAUGAACGUGUCAGUCGUGGAC